CUCCAAGGCUAUCAGUCAAUAACAAUUGCUGUUCAUUUAAGUUGAUGUUUUGGGCCAUUUUUAGAAUUCUUCAAGCUGCCGUGAGGUUCAACGCUACAGGAGGAUGGGGAACCGAACCAUAGAUGUACUCAACACUGUUUUCAUAAUGGGCAAAAUAGACUUGUCUUCUGAAGGGAAAUAUUUAACUGUCCUAAUUGGCUCUCUCGUCUACUUAUUUACACUGUUCGGUAACCUGUCUUUGCUUGCGGUUAUAGUUUUCAACAGAAAUCUACACGGGCCUAUGUAUCUGUUCCUUCUCAACUUAUCCAUCAAUGACUUGAUCGGUAUCAGCGCCAUGAUUCCAAGGGUCAUGUCAGAUGUAUUGUCUGAAGAUAGGCACAUCACUUACCCAGCAUGCUUGAUUCAGGCUUUCUGUAUUCAUAUGUAUGGCGGAGCGACACUUCUCAUAUUGUCUAUCAUGUCGUUUGAUCGCUACAUAGCUAUCUGUCAUCCACUAAGGUACCACUCCAUCAUGACUAAGAACACUGUUGUAAGUCUCAUUGCCUCUGCUUGGCUGAUUGACUUUCUACUGGUUGGGAUCCUGUUCGGGCUCACGUUGCGUUUCCCUGUUUGUAAAACAGUUAUCGUGAACAUCUAUUGUGACAACAUGUCCCUGUUAAGACUGACCUGUGCAACAGAAACCACAGUGAACAACAUCUAUGGCUUAUUUAUCACAGGUCUACUCCAUGGGGCAGGGGCUUUUUCUGUGGUCUUCUCCUACUCACUCAUUCUAUUCACAUGCUUUAGAGGUAGUGACUCUGAUGCCAAGCUAAAGGCCUUGCAUACAUGUGCCACACACCUGCUUGUCUUUCUAAUCUAUGAGUUCUCAGGUAUCAUUGUUGUCCUUGUGUAUCGAAUACCAAACACUCCUCUCCUACUUCAGACAUUUGCAGGAAUGAUAUUUGUCAUAUUUCCUCCAGGUCUGAACCCAGUAAUAUAUGGUAUCAAAACUAAAAAGAUUAGAGUGAAAUUACUUCAGCUUUUCUCCAUGGCCAAAGGUUCAGUUAGAGUAGUAAAAGUCAAUAGUGUAACUUAAUAAUGUAACGUUAAUUAUUUGUUGUCCUGUUUGUUAUACGUUUACAUUAGUAUUGUCAAGGAAAAUAAUUCUCAAGAGGAAUGUAUGAUAAAAAGCAUAGGGAAGUCACUAUGUUAGAAAGCAUAGGGACUAGAAGAGGAGCUAUAGGUGGAUGGGCUCAUUGAAAUGGCACAGUGAGGAGGAGACUGAGGUCAUUGAUUAUUCCUUCCUCGACGUGCAGAUCCUGUGGUCUAGCAGUCACUCUCAUGGCCAGUCAUAUACUGCUCUGCAUUGCAGACCAGGGAUCAAUCCCUGCAUCCUGUCUACUGUUGUCCCACUUGCCUGUCUCCUCCUCUGUUUCUAUCUGUAAAGGGUUAAUAUAUAUUAUUAAUUGAUUAGUCAAUUUAUGUGAUUUUUAUGUGUUUCAAGUCACCAGAAUUACCACAAAAAUACAUUUUUAACCUUUAAUAUGUUUAAUUAGCAAAUACAAUUUCCUCCAUAUCCAGUAUUUUCAUUUUUACUUUGGUUUUGUGUUUCGAAAACUGUCGGCUGGAAUACCACUUCUCUCAUAAAAUAUCAAAUAAAUUAUGUGAAUCAUUUUUUCAAUUUGUAAACUACACUUUCCACCACUCUUUUCCUGACACAUUCUCAGUUUGCAUUUGUAGUUGCAUCAUUUGUAGUAUUGUUUUAUGUAAUUGAUUCAACCUGUAUGGCACUGAAAUGAAUCUGUCCUCUGAUGAAGGGUGCUAUCUAUGCAACAUGAUUUUUCAGUAAUCAGACCAAAUCCUCAGAAGCCAUGUGGGCUAAACCCGCCCAUAUUUUCUGAGAGGAUGCUGAUCAAGUCCUCGACUGGAGAAUUUCCAGACUCAAUCAGCGAUAUUCAAUGUGGAGUCCAGGCUAUAUUUGGUGCAGAACAAAGUCACUAGAGGGUGCUAUGAACUAAUUUGGACAACGAAGUGUGUUAAUUUUUUAUCAGUUCAUCAACAUUGUUCUAAUCAGCAUCCCAGACCUAAGUAGAAAUGGGUAUGUCUCAUUCAAUGCAUUUGAAAUCUGUCUUGUUUUGUGGUAUCCACAAACGAAACAUGGGUUUGGAAGAUGGAGAGAAGAGGAACAAUUAGCACUACAUCUAGGUCAUCAUACUGAUAGCAUAUCUUUAAUGUGGAGAGACAUCCAAAUACACCAGACAUAAUGCAUAAGCCUACAUAUGAGAUGUAUAACAAUUACUUUUCCAAUUUAGUCAUUCAGCAGAGUGACUUACAUGAGCAAUAAGGGUUAAGUGCCUUGCUCAAGGGCACAGACAGAUUUUUCACCUCGUCAGCUCAGGGAUUUGAACCAGUGAACUUUCGGUUACUGGUCCUCUUAACAGCUACUUACCACCCCUUGUUUUUAUGUUAGUAUUUGAGAAUCCAGGGAAAGACGACUGGAGUGUCAACUGGGCAAAAUAACAUUAUUUAACCAAAUCAGACCAACUUUGAAGGAGGAUAUUGGAAAUAAUUGUAUAAAUUUUAGACACAUUUUCACAGAUCAAUAAAAGUCUAACAUCAAGAUGA
Messenger RNA from Oncorhynchus keta (chum salmon), 2604 nucleotides. RefSeq names its product olfactory receptor 52D1-like. Gene Ontology annotation, molecular function: olfactory receptor activity; G protein-coupled receptor activity. NCBI's taxonomy places the organism in Eukaryota, Metazoa, Chordata, Actinopteri, Salmoniformes, Salmonidae. Gene Ontology annotation, cellular component: membrane. The transcript has a single exon. The record is from RefSeq and is a predicted model, not a curated record. The coding region runs from base 104 to 1075 and encodes 323 amino acids. Gene Ontology annotation, biological process: G protein-coupled receptor signaling pathway.